UUUCAAAAUUAUCCCAGUCACUUGAAUCAAAUCGCAUAUUGAACAUACCACCUUGAUGGCAAACUGUCACGUUAUUUGCACUCGAGAUAUUUGCACUUUUAGCGUCCUUUCAAUCAACUUUGCGAAUAGAAGGGGAAAGGGCUCUAGAGAUAUCUCUCGGAUAAGUGACACCUUAAAAAUGUACAUCUGCUUUCAAAAGAAAAUAGAACAUGCUGGUAUUUGCUUUAGAUAAAACUUUGAGGUCAAUCUUUAGCACGCGAGGUGUCUAUAAGUAAACUUUAGAACGCUUGACAAAUGGAUUAGGCGCGAAUAGUAAACACAACCGCGUAAAAAUGCCGCAAAGGAAUACCGUAAUAUCCCGGUGGUAAUAACGGGUAUAUUUAUGUCGCGAAUUAGUCUGCAUUGCGCGACCCCUUGAAUGUCUAUAAGGGGCCGUAUCGACGUCAUGAAUCGCCAGCGAAUAACACACACAGUCCAGACCACGGGAAUGAAUACUCAACCCCGAUGACGCAAGCGUGGAAUAACGACUUUCAUAUGUGUUGGUGUCUGACUGGUCGCUAUGGUAACCAUUGUAUUCUGGGUGUCAAAUGGGCUCCUCCCUCAUUCCGAGAGUCUCUUGCAAGCUACGGACAGUUCUGUCGAGUUGCACAAUAACCUAGCUUUUGGCUCUGUUUAAAUUUUGCGGUUGACUGGCUCUAGGCAUUUAGUGCUUUUAUAGCCGUGCAUUAGCCUCUUGGGUUGACGUGAAGUGCGGAAAGCGAGCGUCUAUUGCCUCUCUGCAAGUCUAUCACUUGCAUUUAACGCUCACAGCGCGGGGUAAUUCGUGACUGACCAGCAAAACAUUGCCGUUAUCAAGUGAGAAGUCGCUCUUCAAGAGUUCAACGCGAGCACGAAACCGAAUUUUAGAGCGUGCUAUUAGAAAGACCUUCGAGGACUUAUGAGUUUAUAAAGGACUUGAAAUUGUUUUGACAGGCCGAAUUAACACGAAGGUUCAAUAAGAAAUACUGGAGUCUGACUUAAGAGUGGACUUCUGCUGGUAUGGAUUCAGACAACGGGUCAGUAGGCUCGCCUCUUGCUUCUCCGGGAUUUAACGGGACUACGUCCGAAUCACCACUCGCUUCUCCCGGACUUAACGGGACGGGAUCGGACUCAGAGACAUCGUGGAGCUUUGACACCUCAGAUACAUUUAGCGAGGAUUUAGACCCUGAAAAGUGGAGCUUUGAGAUCCCUAAGACCCCUGAUCGCCGCCGCAGUAUUAUCAAGAAACCGCAAAUUCAGCUGGACCCUGUAUCAGCGCAGCUUUACGAGUUCCACGAGAAUCGUGUGCGGUUGAGCGUGGAGAGGAAGGCCAUCUGUGAAGAGAUCGCGUACAACACAGUGCAUAAGUGUUUACGGAAGAUCGAGACGGUUGAUAACCGGUUCCGCGCGAACAGUUUGGUCUCGCAGGGGAUUCCGUAUGAUGGACUGCAAGCGGAGGAGAAGAUACAGUUGGUGAUGUUGGUGCAGCUCUCGCUUGGUCCGACCUCAGCCAUGUACAUCGCCCGCGACCCACAGUCCGGUGAUGUCCGCAUGCAGAUGACUUCCAGCAGUCGAGGCGUAUGGGACGAUUGCCUCACUUUAAACGGAUUCGUAUCUGCCGCGAAGGUCAACGCUUUGCUGCGGAAAUACAUCAAGAAGGCUGUGGCGUUGCUGAACAUUCACAUCAAAGAGAAAAACACGAGCAAGCUACCGAAACUCUUAAGCAGUAUCGAGUUAGAAAGAGGCAAAGUUGUUCGCUUGACUGUGAAUAAGGAUAUCUCUAUCGAUGUACAGCCCGCGUUUGUCAAGCCCGAUUCCCGGCUGGACCCGUCCCGCAAAAGCUGCCCCUCCUCCUCUCACAUCGUGUGUAAACAAGUAUCCCAAACAGAGAUGGCGUGGCGCUUGUCUUUCUACGUCGGCGAGAAGAAUAAACUACGCGCAAUCGGGACCGAGGGCUGCCGGAUUCCUCUACUCCGGAUCCUGACGGAGAUCCGCGAUAACGAAGACGAGCUAAAGCUACUGUCCACAGUACAUCUGAUGCACAUCCUCUUUCACGAGUCCGACGCCAUUCCUGAUAGUAACGAGUGGACGACUGAAAAGAUUUCCGUGCGUUUUUUUGGUCUUCUUGACAGGAUGAAAAAAGCUUUAAAGGAUGGAGAGUUACUUCAUUAUUUCAUGCAACCUCCUGACUAUAAACCGUUCAACCUUUUUGCUCAAUUUGACGGCAAAACUCUGUCUGAUAUGUAUGAUAUCGUCGAAGAUAUUCGACAGACAUCUGGUAUGGAAGUGCUGGAGCAGGAAGGGAAGGACCGGAGGCAAUCCAUGUGGCCAUGGGAGCUAGAUCUGACUCUUCCUGCAGGGAUUUCAGGCUAGUAUGGACAACUUUGAGUAUUACCCCCAAGAACAUCUCGAAGGAGAUAAACACUAGAGAAUGGAGCGGGAAGCUGAGAAGCAGAGCCAAAGCUAAGGGA
Molecule: messenger RNA, 2489 nt
Organism: Nematostella vectensis (starlet sea anemone)
Lineage: Eukaryota; Metazoa; Cnidaria; Anthozoa; Actiniaria; Edwardsiidae
Exons: 2
Coding region: 1039-2391 (450 amino acids)
Source: RefSeq, a predicted model, not a curated record